AUGUGGUGCAUAAUUUUGACAUGUUUUUUGACAUUGAUUUUUUCGCUGUGUUUUACGAGGCGUUGGCGUCAUAAGACGUUUCUUCGCAAAAACAGUCGUACCAUUCGCACAACUGUUGUCCUUGGCUCCGGUGGCCAUACGAUGGAAAUGCUGUCUCUGAUCAGCAACCUCGGUAGCGAGUUUUCACCUCGGUCGUAUGUCAUAGCCGACAGCGACUUUUUGAGCAUGUCAAAAGUGAAACAGGUGGAAAAGGGCGGUGAAUUCAGUGUUUGUUUGAUACCGCGCAGUCGGCAGGUGAAGCAGUCAUAUGCGACUUCGAUACUGUCGACAUUACGUUCAUUUGGCUUGUGCUUUCCGGUCUUGUUGCAUCAGCGGCCACAACUUCUGCUGUGCAACGGUCCCGGUACAUGCGUGCCCGUUUGCUUCUGUGCCUUCCUGCUAGACCUGUUGUGCUUUCGUACGUGCUACAUCAUCUACGUAGAAAGCAUAUGUCGGGUGAAGACGCUGUCUCUUUCGGCGAAGAUUCUCUACCACCUGAGACUGGCAGACUGUUUGGUUGUUCAGUGGCCAGAACUUCUCGAAUAUUACCCGAAAGCGUUGUACUUAGGAAGAUUAUAA
Soboliphyme baturini is the source of this 618-nucleotide messenger RNA. The record is from the annotation of a GenBank genome assembly. Lineage: Eukaryota; Metazoa; Nematoda; Enoplea; Dioctophymatida; Soboliphymatidae.